AUGAAAGGCUAUUUCAUCUUUGCCGUUUUGUUGAUCCUUACCAUCGGUACCGAACUUGCUUUCGGUGACUGUCUUUCCGGAAGAUAUGGAGGUCCAUGUGCAGUAUGGGACAACGAAACCUGCCGCAGAGUCUGUAAGGAAGAAGGACGAGUAAGUGGGCAUUGCAGCGCUAGUCUGAAGUGUUGGUGUGAAGGAUGUUAG
Molecule: messenger RNA, 201 nt
Organism: Diabrotica balteata
Lineage: Eukaryota; Metazoa; Arthropoda; Insecta; Coleoptera; Chrysomelidae
Source: the annotation of a GenBank genome assembly